AUGGGUUUUUUCAGCCCCGUUCUUGAUACAUUAACAUUAAUUAAGAACCUCUGGAGUUCUGGUUUUGAUCCGGUUAAUUUCAUACAGAAUUCCUUGAACACUUUCCUACCUCGACUUAGCUUAUAUGCACUCUUUGCCGCUCUUCCACCAUACUUAGCUUACAAGUUUAUCCGUUUCAUCAUAACACCGUUGUUGUACAAGGAAAAUCUGUCGGGAAAAAUCGUACUCAUCGCCGGAGCAUCUUCAGGAAUCGGAGAGCACUUGGCUUACGAAUAUGCGAGAAGAGGGUCGUGUUUAGUCAUUGGAGCAAGAAGAGAAAAGAUUAUUCCAGUCACUGCAGAUGUUUCCAAAGUCGAAGAUUGUCAAAGAUUGGUUGAAACUGCCAUUCAACAUUUUGGGCGCUUGGAUCAUCUGGUGAAUGUUGCCGGCAUCGCUCCAUUGGGCCUUCUGGAAGAGCUGGAUGUUGUGUCAAAUUUCACACCUUCAAUGGACAUUAACUUUUGGGGGAGGAUCGUUCAGAUUGCUUCAUCUGCUAGUUGGUUGCAUGUCCCAAGAUUCAGCUUCUACUGUGCUAGCAAAGCAGCAGUAGUAAGCUUCUUCGAGACCUUGCGAGUUGAGAUUGGAUCUGAUGUGGGCAUUACUGUUGUGAAUCCGGGUGUAAUUGAGUCGGAGAUGACAAAAGGGAAGUUCUUAAUGACAGACGGCGAAGUAAGAGUUGACCAAGAAAUGAGAGAUGUUCAAACGAGCGUGAUACCCGUAACACCAGUUGGCAGCUGUGCCAAGGCAAUUGUCGAUAGUGCGAGCAGGGGAGACCGGUACUUAACUACCCCAUCAUGGAUGCGGUCAGCAUUUCCAUACAGAGUUUUUAGUCCCGAAAUACUGGAACGGGUCAACAGGUGGUUUUUGCUUCCUCCGCCGGGGAGGCCAGCUACCGAAGCACUUAGCAAGACAGUCUUGGAUAUCAGCGGGCUAAAGGAAGUUCUCUAUCCACCUUCUCUGUUAUCCCCUGAUAUAAAAGUAGGUUGA
Oldenlandia corymbosa var. corymbosa is the source of this 1026-nucleotide messenger RNA. Lineage: Eukaryota; Viridiplantae; Streptophyta; Magnoliopsida; Gentianales; Rubiaceae. The record is from the annotation of a GenBank genome assembly.